AUGCCGCUUCCGGUGCCAACCCCGGGAUCACAGCAGACCCCGCCGUCCCCCAGGCUCUACGGCAUCUCCGCCCCCAUCAGCUUAGCCGCCCCCAAGGAGACGGACUGCGUCCUUACCCAGAAGUUAAUCGAAACCCUGAAGCCCUUCGGGGUUUUGGAAGAGGAAGAGGAACUGCAGCGCAGGAUUUUAAUUUUGGAAAAAUUAAAUAAUCUGGUAAAGGAAUGGAUACGAGAAAUCAGCGAAAGCAAGAGUCUUCCGCCAGCUGUCAUUGAAAAUGUCGGAGGCAAAAUCUUUACGUUCGGCUCGUACCGGCUGGGCGUGCACACGAAGGGCGCCGACAUCGACGCGCUGUGCGUGGCGCCGAGACAUGUUGACCGCAGCGACUUCUUCACCUCCUUCUAUGACAAGCUGAAACUGCACGAGGAAGUGAAGGAUUUAAGGGCUGUGGAGGAGGCGUUUGUACCAGUUAUUAGACUGUGUUUUGAUGGGAUAGAGAUUGAUAUUUUGUUUGCAAGAUUAGCACUGCAGACUAUUCCAGAAGAUUUGGACCUAAGAGAUGACAGUCUGCUUAAAAAUUUAGAUAUUAGAUGCAUAAGAAGCCUUAACGGUUGCCGGGUAACCGAUGAAAUACUACACCUAGUACCAAACAUUGACAACUUCAGGUUAACGCUCAGAGCCAUCAAAUUGUGGGCUAAAUGCCACAAUAUCUAUUCCAAUAUACUAGGUUUCCUAGGAGGCGUUUCCUGGGCCAUGCUAGUAGCAAGAACUUGCCAGCUUUAUCCAAACGCAGUAGCAUCAACUCUUGUACGGAAAUUUUUCUUGGUAUUUUCUGAAUGGGAGUGGCCAAAUCCAGUGCUACUGAAAGAGCCUGAAGAACGAAAUCUUAAUCUGCCUGUAUGGGACCCAAGAGUAAAUCCCAGUGACAGGUACCAUCUUAUGCCUAUAAUCACACCAGCAUACCCACAGCAGAACUCCACAUACAACGUGUCGGUUUCAACAAGGAUGGUCAUGAUUGAGGAGUUUAAACAAGGGCUGGCAAUCACACAUGAGAUUUUGCUGAGUAAGGCAGACUGGUCCAAACUUUUCGAAGCUCCAAGCUUCUUUCAAAAGUACAAGCAUUACAUUGUACUUCUAGCACGUGCACCAACAGAAAAACAACAUCUAGAAUGGGUGGGCUUGGUGGAAUCAAAAAUCCGAAUCCUGGUUGGAAGUUUGGAGAAGAAUGAAUUUAUCACACUGGCCCAUGUGAAUCCUCAGUCAUUUCCAGCACCCAAAGAAAAUCCUGACAAGGAAGAGUUUUGUACAAUGUGGGUGAUUGGGUUAGUGUUAAAAAAGCCAGAAAACUCCGAAGUGCUCAGUAUUGAUCUUACCUAUGAUAUCCAGUCUUUCACAGACACAGUUUAUAGGCAAGCAAUAAAUAGUAAGUUGUUCGAGAUGGAUAUGAAAAUUGAUGCAAUGCAUGUAAGAAAAAAGGAACUUCAUCAGCUUCUACCUAAUCAUGUGCUUCAGAAAAAGAAAACACAUUCCACGGAACAUGUCAGAUUGACAGCUUUGAAUGAUAGCAGUCUUGACUUGUCUGCAGCCAGUGAAAACAGCACAUCUGUUCCUUCACCUGUGAGUGCUAUGAAGACUGGCCCAGUAACUGGCACCUGCCAGGGUAGAAACAGUCCCACGCUGGCUGUAAUGGCAGCAUCUGUGACCAGCGCUCAGGUUGCUGAAGUUUCCUUGCAGCAAGCGAAUCCCAGUGAGGGCCCAGGAGGUGCAGCGAGUGAAAGCAUUCCUCAGCCUGCGCCACAAGCAGCCGUUUCUCCACCACCGAAGACUACAAUCACUAGAGUUGUUUCUUCAACGCUUUUGGUAAACCAUCCACCCAGGCCUUCAGGGAGCACAGCAACAAACAUAGCUAAUCCCAUAGUAGGAGUCUAGAGGACUGCCUCACCUCAUAAAGAAGAAAGGACCGAGGAA
Pteronotus mesoamericanus is the source of this 1965-nucleotide messenger RNA. It is a transcript of the gene PAPOLB, whose product is annotated as poly(A) polymerase beta. Gene Ontology annotation, cellular component: nucleus. The transcript has a single exon. Gene Ontology annotation, molecular function: RNA binding; poly(A) RNA polymerase activity. Bases 1 to 1926 code for a protein of 641 amino acids. NCBI's taxonomy places the organism in Eukaryota, Metazoa, Chordata, Mammalia, Chiroptera, Mormoopidae. The record is from RefSeq and is a predicted model, not a curated record.